AUGUGUUAUCGAAGUGGAGCGAUCAGUAUUGAUAAUGAAAUUGUCGGUGAUCCUGAUAUUGAAUGCUUGGAUGACCAAAUUCGAGUCUUCGUCAAAACACGGAAACUCUUCACAGGUUUGCUAUUUUCUUCAUAUUUUGCAUGCUGUUCGUCAGUGUCAGACCGUUCUCAAAUAGCAAAUAAUUCCCCAAAACGCUCUGUUCAAGGUCGAAUUUACGCGAAAGGGAAAGCUGAUAAUCCGGAUUGUUCAAAAGAUGAUUUCGCUAGAGAACGUACCAAAAAGCCAUAUAUGGAACUAAAAUUUGGAAUGUGUGGAAUGAAGAGUUUACGCUCGGUGGAUCCGCGAGGAAUGUACUAUGGCAUAACACUGGUUGUUUCGUUUCAUACGAUGUUUAUCACGAAAGUAGAUCAAGCAUUCCAUGUGAAAUGCUUCUUCGAGGAAGCUAGCCGUGGACUAACGGCUGAGCUUGGUGUUAGUAUGAUUCCCACAACCGAAGUGGAGGCACGUCACAGUAUCCCGGGUUGUUCGUAUAGUAUUCACGCGAGUUCAAUUGCCGAACUGGAUGCAGGCAAACCGGCUGGCCCACCGAUUCAUCAAAUGUUUGUUCCAGAAAUGUUCGGUAUUUUAAUCAAUAACUGCUACGUUACGGACGGUUUUGGUAAACGAGCGGAUGUCGUUGAUUCAAGAGGAUGCGCUGUUGAUCCGAUUCUGAUAACUGGUAUUCGCUAUUCAGCUGAUCUUCAACGAGCAUAUGCCGAAUCACAAGUGUUCAAGUUUGCCGAUCGACCGGGCGUUUGGUUCUUCUGUCAAAUACAGAUGUGUAUGAAGAAAGCUGGAAUGUGCGAUGGAGUAACGCCUCCAGGUUGUGCUUCAGCAGUUCCGAAAACUCUUAGCGCAGGUGGACUAGAAGAAGGUUAUGACCGAGAGGUGGAAUCGAACUCGGUUACUGGUGGAGGUGCAGGAGGGCGACAUGGAAGUUCAAAUCAACCGAUUGGGUUGAGUGAAACAUCGAAACGGACUGCAGAGCCAUUUCAGUUCAACGGUGCUACACCGUUUGGACUUUCGCCGAAUCCAGAAGAUUAUGAGACGGCGAAUGAGCACGGCACUGGCUACGGUGCAGGUUUUCCGUUACCGCAUGCAUUCGAAAAGAACGGCGGUCUCGAUUAUGGUACCGCUCAUCGACCCGGUUUCGGUAAUCAGAAACCAACAACUGCAACUCCACGUCGAUCAACUAUUGAUAAGAACAUACCUGAAUGGCAAGGACGCAAAACGAUAGAAGAUAAUAAUAAGCGAGUAUCACAAAUUCAGGCUGUUGUGACGAACGUCUUCGAAACAAACGAACAUUAUGUUGAUCAAAAAUAUGGUACCACGCAGCCAAGAUACGGUACCACUCGACCGCAUGUUGCACCCGUCAAAAAUGGGUAUAUUGACUACGAUAAUGAAGAUGUGACGAUACCACCGAAUUUGAACGAUCUGCUAGCUAACCUACCAGAUGACGUUGACGCAGAUUCACUGCAGAAGAUGUUCAGGGAUUCUGUUGCAGAUCGUAGAGCCUUACUUCAAGGUUUCGAUAUGCUCAGAAGUCAGAAAACAUCAUGGGGAAGAUCCGCACGACUGGCCGAUUCGCCUCUUCAGUAUGAUGAUGAAGCAGUUGAUGAUGCUGGCAGUGUGAUGGAUUCGAGUGUAAUGAGCGAUGACCUAAACGAACCACCCGUUGAUGCGGACGCUCCACCGAUGAUCGCCGGUCGUUUACUCAUCUACGAUAUUGACGAGGAGCCUCCGAAAGCAGCGGCUAAUCGAGACGAUAGAGACGAUUCGUCGUCGCAAACGUUGGGCGCAUCAAAAGACUGCGUGAUAAGUCGUCAUGGUUUAUUUUUGCUAGCCACGAUGCUCGGAUCGUUAUGUGCCUUGCUAUUCAUUAUUGCCAUUUUCUUGUACAUACGUUUAUCGAGGACCACGUCCGCAUUUCUUAGAGGUUGGUUGGUCUUAUCUGAUUCUUCAGCUCAUUUACAAUUAGACUUGAACAUUACAAAUUUGAUGAAAUUUCUGUGA
Molecule: messenger RNA, 2052 nt
Organism: Anisakis simplex (herring worm)
Lineage: Eukaryota; Metazoa; Nematoda; Chromadorea; Rhabditida; Anisakidae
Source: the annotation of a GenBank genome assembly